Molecule: messenger RNA, 867 nt
Organism: Cyanidioschyzon merolae strain 10D
Lineage: Eukaryota; Rhodophyta; Bangiophyceae; Cyanidiales; Cyanidiaceae
Exons: 1
Coding region: 1-867 (288 amino acids)
Source: RefSeq, a predicted model, not a curated record
AUGAAUCAAGAGCGAGGCGCUCCGCCAGAGGCAUGGAACCUUCUGUUCUCUGAACUGCUCGCAGCUACCGCUACACUCCGGGAGAAACUAGACUACUUAAGGCAACUCUCCGUUACACUGGAAUCACAGCAGACGCUCCGUGAAUGGGCUGCAGAGUACGCGCCUUCUGUGCUCAGCGCUGCGCAAGCAAGUAUUGCUUCAGCCCAGUUCAUGAUUGAGACGCUUUCUACUGGGGCUCCGACUCACCAAGGGACACUCGAAAACGAAACUGUUCAGGUGGGCUCGACACCUGAAACACUAUCCGAAAACAUCGAACUCGGAAAGUUAUCGGCCAAGAGAGCGUUAGCCGCCAGCCCAGUUGGUUUCAGAGAGGUCCAAGAGGCCUCGAGCUACGGUGUCGAGCAGCGCGAAGCUCGCACUUAUAACGGCCAUGCGGCAGCGCGCAGCGGCUCCCGCGAGACCGGUGUCCCAGUCAACAGCAAAGCGCAUCGUUUACGGUUCACUGAAGCGGAGGAUGCGAUAUUCAGCGAGGUUUACCAUGAGCUUGCUCCAAGGAUCCGUAGCAAAGUUCAGAUCGCGAAAGAGGUACAAGCCCGUCUUCCCAAUGGCCAGGAACGCAAAUGGAAUGUCGUCUACAAGCAUUUGCUGCUGCUCAAGGAAAAAUAUGACUGGCCGAGCUAUUCGAAGAAUGAAAAGCACGCACCGAGCGGGGCAGAUGACGACAGUCAGGUUUAUCUGAACGACGCUGUCAUUGGUGUACGAGAAGCCCCGAACAGACAAACCCCGCUCUCCGCUCGAGGGCCGACUAUGCCGCGAGGCGCCUCGUCACCGAAAGAGUCCAAGCUAGACACCCCUUGGGAAUUGUAA